UGGUGUUGUUAAGGAGGAAAGGGUACGGUGUCGGAGAGAAGGAGUGUUAGUGUUGGGAAAAGAAAGAAAGUGUGAAGAUGGCGUCGAGCGGAGCGGUGCCGUUUUGGAGAGCAGCGGGUAUGACCUACAUCACAUACUCUAACAUAUGCGCCAAUCUCGUCAGAAAUUGCCUCAAGGAACCCUACAAGGCCGAAGCCCUCUCUCGUGAGAAGGUCCAUUUCUCUUUCUCCAAAUGGGUCGAGGGCAAGCCUGAAAAACCAACUGUUCGUUCUGACACCCCAGGGCAGUGAUUCGGAAUGCUGGAAGCAAUAAAUGCAUAAAUCAUUGAGAUCUGGAAGUUGAUUGUCAUUUUGAACCUUUUGUGGUCUUUUAUGUUUAAUUUCUUUGUUUUUUUUCGUUCCAUGAAAAAAAACAUUACUGGAUUUUGAUUCAGAUGGUUAUUCUUGUAAUAAUGAAGUUUAAACAAAUGAUUUUGAACUUAAUGACAAGUGGUUUUGCACUUCAA
Messenger RNA from Vigna radiata var. radiata (mung bean), 505 nucleotides. RefSeq names its product ATP synthase subunit epsilon, mitochondrial. The transcript has 2 exons. Gene Ontology annotation, biological process: proton motive force-driven mitochondrial ATP synthesis. Bases 78 to 290 code for a protein of 70 amino acids. Lineage: Eukaryota; Viridiplantae; Streptophyta; Magnoliopsida; Fabales; Fabaceae. Gene Ontology annotation, molecular function: proton-transporting ATP synthase activity, rotational mechanism. Gene Ontology annotation, cellular component: mitochondrial inner membrane. The record is from RefSeq and is a predicted model, not a curated record.